Helianthus annuus (common sunflower) is the source of this 1346-nucleotide messenger RNA. RefSeq names its product GDSL esterase/lipase At5g55050. Bases 59 to 1234 code for a protein of 391 amino acids. Lineage: Eukaryota; Viridiplantae; Streptophyta; Magnoliopsida; Asterales; Asteraceae. The record is from RefSeq and is a predicted model, not a curated record. The transcript is spliced from 4 exons. Gene Ontology annotation, molecular function: hydrolase activity, acting on ester bonds.
UCUAUUUUAUUUUCAUUUAUAAACAAGAUAUUUCUAAGUUCAAUUUACAGAUUUUGCCAUGACUAGAAGUCCCAUGGUCACUCUUACGAUCUUUGGUAUCGCCGCGAUUGCUUCAUGGAGUUUCUCGAAUGCGGCAUCUCCAGCUGUUUUCAUACUCGGGGACUCACUACUUGACGUCGGAACAAAUAAUUUCGUACUUAAGGCGGUUGGAAAGGCCAAAUACCCUCACUAUGGUAUCGAUUUUUUCAACUCUACACCUAGUGGAAGGUUUAGUAAUGGCUUAAACAUGGCCGAUUUCCUCGCUAGAGUAGUGUUUGGACCAGACGUGACUAGCCCACCAGCAUACCUAUCGCUUUUUUAUCACGGGAAAUACGAGGAGAAGAGACUUGCCAAAGCCAUAAACUUUAAUCCGAGGAGGCGUUGGAGACGUCCUACAAAUGGCUUAAACCCCCAUCCAUUGGUAGCACGGGAGAAUCCGGCCGUAGGAGUAAACUUCGCUUCGUCUGGAACGGCCAUUCUUGACAUCAACAGCGCUGUAGACCAAGCAUUGGCACUAAGCGAUCAAGUCGCGCACGUAAUGCAUGUCCACGGGAACCUGUCUGCGACCAUCGGUUCUUGGCAGACACAGGUGUUAUUUGCAAAAUCGCCAUUUUUUAUAGGUGUUGGUAACAAUGAUGUGCAUUUUUUUGCCUUGUUUCGAGCCAAAUUGGAUCCCGACCAGUACAUCGUUUCGCUACUCGAAACAUACAAUGCCACCCUACAGACUUUAUAUAACCUCGGAGCAAGAAAGUUUGGGAUCAUCGGUGUGCCAUAUAUCGGAUGUAGUCCGUUGAUGAGAGUAACAAUUUUGGGUGGGAAUUGUUCGAAAACCGGAAAUGAUUUGGCACGGCAACUUAACAGCGGGAUAGAACGUGUAUUGUGGGAAAUGGCACGUCGUUCAAAGGGGAUGAUCUAUUCGUUUGGGAACACGUACGAUAUACUAUUUGACCUCUACGAGACCCCAGAACGUUUUAAUAUAACGAAUGUGAGAGAUGCGUGUUGUGGAUUGGGACGGUUUAACGCGAUGACCAAUUGUCAUCCACUGGCUGUACUGUGUCGGAAUCGGGAUGAGUAUCUUUUCUGGGACGUGUCUCACCCGUCACAAUAUGCUGUGCAGGUUAUGGUUGAAUCGAUUGCAUUUGGUGGUCCGAGACUUGCAAGACCAAUCAACUGGGCUAGAUUGGCGAGUCUGUAAAGUACCUGUUACCGGUUUUUUAGCUUCUUUUUCGAACUUAUGCUAUUAGAACCACAAAUAUUCAUAUGACUUUAUAUGCAAUUGUAAUAAACUUAAGCGUGGUUUGAUCUUU